This is a messenger RNA of Cicer arietinum (chickpea), 2155 nucleotides long. RefSeq lists its product as uncharacterized. Gene Ontology annotation, molecular function: S-adenosylmethionine-dependent methyltransferase activity. Lineage: Eukaryota; Viridiplantae; Streptophyta; Magnoliopsida; Fabales; Fabaceae. The record is from RefSeq and is a predicted model, not a curated record.
AAUACAAACCGGCUAUUCCGGUAACAAGUCACCAUUCACCGCGUUCCCUUUUCUUUCAUUCGCACUUUCCACUUCUUAAACAACCCACAGACUCACCACAACCGAGUCAACUCCGAUUCAUGGACUCGUUCUUCUCCACUUCUCCAUAGAAACAAAACAACACACUCUUCAUCAUGAAUGACCAUUUUACCCCUCCCCUUUUCCCAAUCCCUUCCAGUAUCAUAAUUUUUUCUCUCAUCGGUGCUAAUCACACCUCCUCCAGAUUCUGCUCUCGAUAAAUAAAAUCACACUUUUUUAUUUUUUAUUUUUUUCAAUUCUAUUCAUUUUUUUGUUGUUGAAUUUUUCUGAUUAUUAUUAUUCUGUACAAAAAAAAAAGAGUGCAAAAUCUGUUUCUAUGGAACCUGCCGUAGGGAAGCAUAGCUUUCUUCGAAACGUUCUGGUGCGGUUACUUCUCUUCGGCGUUUUCAUCGUCAUUAUUCGUUUUGCUUACGUCAUCACUAUCACCGGUGAAUCAUGCAACGUCGGCGAUUUUUGUUUCUUCUCUUCACCCGAGGCAAUUAACGUCGCCGUCACCGGAUCCAGUGCCGGCGCUCUUGCCGUUCGCUCCUCCGCCGAAGUAACUACGCCGGAGCAUCACGCUAGCAAAGACUGGAUCAACGGCGUCCGUUUCUACUCUUCCGUUUUCCAGGAUUUUAUCGCCGGUGGUUACCUUUCGCCGGCGGCGAAAUCUCUCUGUGUUGAUACUCCGAUAGGGAUGGAGGUUUUCGCUUUGAAGGAGAUCGGCGUUGUGGACGCUGUUGGAAUUUCGAAGAAGGCGUUGAAGCCGUUGGUGAAAUCCGGCGAAGGACACCAGAUUCCGUUUGGUAAUAACACGUUUGACUUUGUGUUCUCCGGUAACGGCGGUCUUGAGAGAUCGGUGAAACCGUCCGAAUUUGUAUCGGAAAUCGCGAGGACGCUGAAACCCGAAGGGUUUGCAGCUUUCCAUGUAAAGGCUAGAGAUUCUUACAGUUUCAAUUCAUUUGUUGAUUUGUUCAAAUUUUGUUGCAAAGUAGUUAAAUUCAACGACAUUCAAGGUUUCGACGAUUCAUUGAUGCCUGAGAUUAGAGAAAUCAUCGUGAAGAAAAUCGGUUAUAGAAAUAUUGAUUCUGAUUCUGUUACUGAUUUGAAUAGGGAUAAGAAAUGUUCUGUUGCAGGGUAUAAAAGAGAAUCGGUGAAAAAUGCUGAACCAUUGAUUGAAGAGGAACCAUUGAAACCAUGGAUAACUCUAAAGAAAAAUGUGAAGAACAUAAAGUAUCUUUCAUCAAUGGUUGAUAUAAGCUUUAAGAAUAGGUAUGUUUAUGUUGAUGUUGGAGCUAGAAGCUAUGGUUCAAGUAUUGGAAGUUGGUUUAAGAAACAAUAUCCAAAACAGAACAAAACAUUUGAUGUUUAUGCAAUUGAAGCUGAUAAAACUUUUCAUCAAGAGUAUGUGAUGAAAAAAGGGGUAACUUUGUUACCUUAUGCUGCAUGGGUUAGGAAUGAAAGUUUAGUUUUUGAAAUUAACAACGAUCCAGGUGAUAAGAAUAAAGAGAAAAUAGGGAGAGGUAUGGGAAGGAUUCGAUCGUUGGAGUCUCAGGGUGGUGAUGGUGGCGGCGGCGUUGAGAAGAUACAAGGGUUUGAUUUUGCGGAUUGGUUGAAGAACACAGUUACGAUGAACGAUUUUGUUGUUAUGAAAAUGGACGUUGAGGGUACUGAGUUUGAUUUGAUUCCGAGGUUGUUUGAAACCGGUGCUAUUUGUCUGGUUGAUGAAAUUUUUCUUGAGUGUCAUUACAAUAGAUGGCAGAGGUGUUGUCCUGGAGAAAGAAGUCCCAAGUAUGAGAAAACAUAUGAUCAAUGUUUGCAGCUUUUCAAUUCUCUUAGACAAAGUGGUGUUCUUGUUCAUCAAUGGUUUUAGUCAGUCAUAGAUUUGUUUCAUAGCUGAAAUAUUGAUAUCAUUUACAUUUUAUUUUAGCAUUCUUAAUUUUUACAUUUACAAUCCAAUAGAGAAGUUUUUCUUUUUAUUUUUUGAAUUUUUUAAUUGUACCAAUUGCAACUGAAAAUGAAAAUCAUCCCUUUACAUCAAUUGUAUUAUUUGUGUAGAUACUAGAUAUAGCUAUGGAUUCUUUAGCCAUGUUUAUUA